This is a messenger RNA of Didymosphaeria variabile, 702 nucleotides long. RefSeq lists its product as uncharacterized. The transcript is spliced from 2 exons. Bases 1 to 702 code for a protein of 233 amino acids. The record is from RefSeq and is a predicted model, not a curated record. NCBI's taxonomy places the organism in Eukaryota, Fungi, Ascomycota, Dothideomycetes, Pleosporales, Didymosphaeriaceae.
AUGAAAGAUACAAAGAUGGCCCCUCCAAAGCACAUCGCCAUCAUCCUCUUCCCCGGCUUCCAACUCCUCGACAUCACCGGCCCCCUCGACGUCCUGAACAUCCUCUCCCGCAGCACCACUCUCCGCCUCUCCAUCCUAGCCUCCACCCUCGACCCGGUCUCCACUUCCCUCCCCCUCCAAACACCCUACCUCGCCACCCUCAAACCAUCCACCCCUCCGAACUCAGACUUUGGACAAGCCAUAGUGCCAACGCAUACUUUCGCCAAUGCCCCAGACGACAUCGAAGUCUUAAUCAUCCCCGGCGGUUUCGGCAGCAGAGCAGAGGAGAACGUCGACCCCAUCGUAACUUUCAUCAGGGAGUACUACCCCAAGCUCACGUAUCUCCUCACCGUCUGCACGGGGUCUGCCAUCCUUGCUAAAUCCGGGGUUCUCGAUGGCCGCCGCGCUACCUCCAAUAAGAAGGCGUUCACCUGGGUCAAGCAGCAGAACGAGAAGGUGGACUGGGUGGCCAAGGCAAGGUGGGUUGUUGAUGGGAAUGUUUGGACAAGCAGCGGGGUUGCGGCGGGUAUUGAUAUGAUGUAUGCGUGGGUGGAGGAGGUAUGGGGCGUGGAGGUGGCGGAGGAAUUGGCGGAUAGUAGUGAGUAUGAGAGGAAUAGGGAUAGUGCUGGGGAUCGGUUUGCGGAGAGGUGGGGGACGGUGUGA